AUCAUAGCGUGGGUAAAAGAUAGAAUAGAAUAAGAUGGGGAAAAUCUCUGCAACUAGAGCUGCUAUAGUGGGGCUAGUAGUAUUCAUUGCACUUGCGAAUCCUUGCUCUGCCCGUUCUACGCUGAGUAGCGGCCACUCCCUGUCAGCUGGGCAGUCUCUGAAGUACGCGCAAUAUAUAUUCGUAAUGCAAGAUGACUGCAACCUGGUUUUGUAUGAAGACAGUGUUGAAGUGUUGUGGGCGUCGGGAACAAGCGGAAAAGGAGGCGCCGCUUCGUGCAAAUUAAGGAUGCAGGGUGACGGCAACUUGGUGAUAUAUGCGGGUAAAACCCCCGUCUGGUCUUCGGGAACCUCCGGGGUGAUUGCUCCCUAUUAUUUGAGCCUUCAGGGCGACGGUAAUGUUGUUAUUUAUGGGCCGUCUGGAGCCAUUUGGGCAACUAAUACUGCUCAGGACGAGAAAAAACUGCCUUAA
Messenger RNA from Cryptomeria japonica (Japanese cedar), 469 nucleotides. RefSeq names its product mannose-specific lectin-like. The transcript has a single exon. NCBI's taxonomy places the organism in Eukaryota, Viridiplantae, Streptophyta, Pinopsida, Cupressales, Cupressaceae. The coding region runs from base 35 to 469 and encodes 144 amino acids. The record is from RefSeq and is a predicted model, not a curated record.